CGUUAUUUUACGGAACGUGUUUUUUUUGGUCACGUUGCAAAGUUUACCUAGUGUCGUUAAAUAAAAGGAAACUUGUAAAAGGAAUUGAGUCAUGGCCGCCGACCAAGUGCAAUUUCAGCAGCUCCUGAAUUCGUUGUUGUCCACGGACAAUGAUGUGCGUCAACAAGCCGAGGAUGCAUAUAACAAUUUGCCGCGCGACGUCAAAGUAACACAUCUAUUAGGUACUAUCCACAAUGGCCAACAAUCGGAGGAGGCACGUCAGAUGGCAGCUGUACUUUUACGUAGACUGUUUACGUCCGAAUUUGCGGAAUUCUACAAAGAGUUACCGCAAGAAUCGCAAGCACAGUUGUUGCAGCAGAUUUUGUUAGCAGUGCAGCAAGAAGUUACCCCGAAUUUGCGUCGCAAAAUCUGUGAAGUCGUUGCUGAAGUCGCACGCAGUCUCACCGAUGAAGAUGGAAACAACCAAUGGACCGAUAUCUUGCAAUUUCUGUUCCAAUGUGCAAAUUCCCCAUCGGCUCAGUUACAAGAAUCGGCUUUGCGCAUUUUCGCUAGUGUUCCAUCUAUCUUCGGCAAUCAAGAAGCGCAGUAUUUAGAUUUGAUUAAGCAAAUGUUGGCCAAGAGUUUAGAGCCUACAGCUGAUGUGGAAGUACGCUUCCAAGCUGUACGAGCCAUUGGCGCGUUCAUUCUGCACCAUGACAAGGAUGAGGAAUCCAAUGUUUUUAAGCAUUUCUCCGAUUUAUUGCCACGCAUGAUUAUGAUCACUGCUGAGAGUAUUGAGGCACAAGAUGAUCAGAGCUUAUUGAAAUUACUCAUCGAUAUGACCGAAACAUGCCCGAAAUAUUUGCGUCCCCAAUUGGAGAAUAUUUUCGAGAUGUGUAUGAAAGUUUUUGGCUCCACAGAUGUAGAGGAUAGCUGGCGUCAUUUAGUUUUGGAAGUAAUGGUAUCUUUGUCGGAGAAUGCACCAGCUAUGGUACGCAAGCGCGCCGAUAAGUAUGUCGUAGCAUUGAUACCCUUGGUACUGCAAAUGAUGACCGAUUUGGAUGAUGACAAAGAAUGGUCCACCUCAGAUGUGGUAACCGAUGACGACAAUAGCGAUAACAAUGUCAUUGCGGAGUCAUCUUUGGAUCGUUUGGCAUGCGGAUUGGGCGGCAAAACUGUGUUGCCGCAUGUGAUGAAUGCAUUGCCAAAUAUGUUGGGACACGCCGAUUGGAAGCAGCGCUAUGCUGCACUUAUGGCCAUUUCGGCCAUUGGUGAAGGUUGCCAUAAGCAAAUGGAGGCCAUGUUGGAUCAAAUUAUGGCUGGCGUAUUGAAUUUCUUGCGUGAUCCACAUCCUCGUGUACGUUAUGCAGCUUGUAAUGCCAUCGGACAGAUGUCUACAGAUUUCGCACCCACUUUUGAAAAGAAAUUCCAUGACCAAGUGGUGCCGGGAUUGUUAUCUUUGCUCGACGAUGUUGAAAAUCCUCGAGUACAAGCACACGCUGGUGCCGCUUUGGUUAACUUCUCUGAAGAUUGUCCAAAACACAUUUUGACUCGUUAUUUGAAUGGAAUCAUGUCCAAGUUGGAGACAAUUUUGAAUUCCAAAUUCAAGGAGCUGGUAGAGAAAGGCAACAAAUUGGUGUUGGAGCAAGUUGUCACCACUAUAGCAUCCGUUGCAGAUACUUGCGAGAAGGAAUUUGUCACGUACUACGAUCGUCUUAUGCCAUGCUUGAAGUUUAUCAUACAAAAUGCCAAGUCUGAGGAUUUGCGUAUGUUGCGUGGUAAAACCAUUGAAUGUGUCAGUUUGAUUGGUUUGGCAGUUGGACGUGAGAAAUUCAUUACCGAUGCUGGUGAAGUUAUGGACAUGUUAUUGAAAACACACACCGAAGGCGAUUUGCCGGAUGAUGAUCCGCAAACAUCUUACUUAAUAACCGCAUGGGCUCGUAUGUGCAAGAUUUUGGGCAAACAAUUCGAACAGUACUUGCCAUUGGUAAUGGGACCCGUAAUGCAUACUGCAGCUAUGAAACCAGAAGUAGCACUACUGGACAAUGAUGAAGUGGAGGACAUUGAAGAUGAUGUUGAUUGGUCCUUUAUUAAUUUGGGUGAACAGCAAAACUUUGCCAUUCGCACCGCUGGCAUGGAGGAUAAGGCAUCAGCCUGUGAAAUGUUGGUUUGCUAUGCACGCGAAUUGAAGGAAGGUUUCGCUGAUUAUGCCGAAGAGGUGGUGCGUUUAAUGGUACCGAUGUUGAAAUUCUAUUUCCACGAUGGCGUACGUACGGCGGCGGCCGAAUCAUUGCCAUACUUGUUGGAUUGUGCUAAAAUCAAGGGUCCACAAUACUUGGAGGGAAUGUGGCUAUAUAUUUGCCCCGAAUUGUUGAAGGUUAUCGGCACAGAACCGGAAGCGGAUGUACAAUCAGAACUUCUUAAUUCUUUGGCUAAAUGUAUUGAAACUUUGGGUCCAAAUUGUUUAAAUGAAGAAGCAAUGACACAAGUAUUGGAAAUAAUUACAAAAUACAUGGGAGAACACUUUGAGCGUGCUGACAAGCGUUUGCAAGCGCGCAAUGAGGAGGACUACGACGAUGGUGUUGAAGAGGAGUUGGCUGAACAGGACGAUACCGAUACUUAUAUACUUUCAAAGGUGGUGGAUAUAACGCACGCACUUUUCCUCACCAAUAAAGCACAGUUUUUACCCAAUUUCGAUCGUAUUGCACCGCACUUUAUCAAAUUGCUUGAACCGAAUCGCUCGUGGUCUGAUAGGCAGUGGGGCGUUUGUGCAUUUGACGAUGUUAUUGAAUUUUGCGGUCCAUCAUGUGCGGCUUAUCAACAGAUCUUCACACCGGCCUUGUUACAGUACGUUACCGACAAAUCACCAGAAGUUCGCCAAGCAGCCGCCUACGGUUGUGGUGUAUUGGGACAGUUUGGUGGUGAACAGUUUGCAGUUACAUGUGCUCAAAUCAUUCCGUUAUUGGUACAAGUUAUAUCUGAUCCAAAAAGUCGUGACCACGAGAAUGUCAAUCCCACAGAGAACGCUAUUGCAGCAGUUUCAAAGAUCCUAAAAUAUAACAGUAGCGCUAUACCGAAUGUGAACGAGAUUAUAAAUGUUUGGUUCUCUUGGCUGCCCGUAACUGAAGAUGCAGAUGAAGCACCACACAUUUAUGGGUACAUGUGCGAUCUAAUCCAGGCCAAUCAUCCGAUCAUACUAGGAAACAACAACAGCAAUUUACCACGAAUUGUAUCAAUAAUAGCCCAAGCAUUCGUUACUAAAGUGGUGGCAUCGUUGAGCGAUAUCGGCACACGUAUGUUGGGUAUAGUGAAGCAAGUGGAAUCCAACCCAGAAGUAUUCCAAGCAUGCGCUAGUAUAUUGACACCUGAGCAACAAUACGCCCUGCAAGACGCUUACCGGGAACUGGCUGGUGGUGCACCCACAACUGCAUAAAGAAAAAUAAUUAACGCAAAUCUAUUGAAAUCUGCUGCUGAUGCUGUAGAUAAGUUCACAGUUAUGUAUGUUUAAUCAAAAUCGAUGCAAACAAGAAAUGAGUAAAAAAACUCACAUUAUAUAUAAAUAUAUACCAUAUGAAAUCGGAGUCCAACAAAAAUCAACAACUCAACAGUUAAAAUUAUGACCUGUACGACCUACGCGAAUACGCAAAUAUGCUGUUUUACA
This is a messenger RNA of Zeugodacus cucurbitae (melon fly), 3640 nucleotides long. It is a transcript of the gene Karybeta3, whose product is annotated as importin-5. Gene Ontology annotation, cellular component: nucleus; cytoplasm. Gene Ontology annotation, molecular function: nuclear import signal receptor activity; protein binding. The transcript is spliced from 8 exons. Gene Ontology annotation, biological process: protein import into nucleus. Bases 92 to 3412 code for a protein of 1106 amino acids. The record is from RefSeq and is a predicted model, not a curated record. Lineage: Eukaryota; Metazoa; Arthropoda; Insecta; Diptera; Tephritidae.